UAUAAUAGUAGUAACUACUUCAAACUUAUCUAUAAAUAGAGUCCUCCCAUUUCAGUGAAAUCACAACAUAGCUCAGAAACCUUCAGCGCAAGAGAAAAUCAUUUCCUCUUUUCUAAAUUUCGAAGUUGGAGAAAAUGGCAACUACUUCUCUUCCAAGACUUGUUGUGUUUAACGUCCCAAAAGCCGGUACAAACACUUAUGUAUACCGCAAAGACGAUGGCUCCGUUGCCGAUGGAGAAAGCGACAAGUUCAACGAGCUCGUCAAGAUCGAAGUUGAACGAUCAAAAACCAAUAACAAACGCGUUCAUCUCCGAUUUUGUCAGAAAAACAGAUAUUGGCAAAAAAACGAAGAUGAUGAGUCCAUCGUGGCGGUAUCAACCAAUCCCGAAGAGGACACCACGAAGGCGUCUUGCACGCUCUUCGAGCCCGUCCAGCAAUCGGAUGAUGUGGUCUACUUCAGGCAUGUCCAGACCGGCUGGCGCGUGAUGCUGAACAACUCCACACUGGGUUUCUACGUGGACAAAAACAGCGUUGGCGCGCCUAUUGGGUUCGUGGAUUGGGACACGUUGGUGAAACUGCCGAAACACGUGGCCUUUUUAGGAGACAACGAUAAAUACCUCAAGGCGUAUAAGGAUAACAGAAACUACCUUCAGUUCUCAUCCAACGAUCCAAACGAGAUAUUAUCGGGCUAUGAGGUCUCGCUGAUGCGCGACGGCCACGUCCGGAUAAAGUCCGAUCAGUGGGGCUUGUACUGGCGGAUGGCCUGGUUUUCGAUUUUUGCGGAUUCCGACGACGCCACGGCCAAUGACACUACUACUCUCUUCUGGCCGGUUAAAAUCGACGAAAACACAAUCGCGCUGAAAAGCACUCGCGCGAAUCGGUUCCUUAAGCGGCUCACGGACGACGGGAACGACGAUUACCUCCACGCGUCGCUGAGCAACAUCACGAAGGAGGCGAGGUUUAAAGUGCAGGAGCUGGUGAUGGACAGGAGGAUCUACAACGUGACGUUUCGGAUGGAGGACGCCAGGAUUUACAAUGAGACGCCGUACGUGGCAGGGACCACCACGGUCAACAACUACGCGGACCAGGAGGGAUCGAUCGCGGUGUCGUUGAAGUAUACAGACACUCGGUCUUACUAUUUCACCCGCAGCGUCUCUUUGACUGCGGGGGUGACUCACACUAUCACGGCGGGGAUACCCGGGAUUGGAGAGGCGGGGAUUGAGGUCUCGGCUGAGAUAAGUACGGAGACGGAGUGGAACGACACGAAGGCCGAGUCGGUGGAGGUUUCGGCGACGGGUACGGUUCCGGUGCCGGCGAAGAGUUCAGCGGUGGUUCAUUAUGUGGGGACGAGGGGAACCUGCGAUGUUCCCUUCUCCUAUACUCAGAGGGACAGGAGUUCCACCGACGGCAAAAUCAUGCAGACUGAACAGAUUGAUGGUGUUUUCACUGGCGUCAAUAAUUACGGCUUCCAAUUCACCGUCGAGAAAUAUCAGCCUCUCCCUGAUCAGUAAGACGAGAUCAAUACAUUCCUGCUAAUUUCGCUUUGUUGUUUUUGAUUCCUCUGCAUUUGUGUGUGAAAUUAGGAAUGAGGGUUUUUUUCAUCAACUUCUUCCAAGUUGGUUUUUUCCCUCACAAUAAGACAUGUAUUAUUGCCUGUGUUGCCUUUUAAUAAAUAAAACCUUUUAUUUGUGUGUUUUA
Salvia splendens (bonfire salvia) is the source of this 1698-nucleotide messenger RNA. RefSeq lists its product as uncharacterized. The record is from RefSeq and is a predicted model, not a curated record. Lineage: Eukaryota; Viridiplantae; Streptophyta; Magnoliopsida; Lamiales; Lamiaceae. The coding region runs from base 135 to 1511 and encodes 458 amino acids. The transcript has 2 exons.